AUGAAGCUCCGUAAGCUAUACGGGUUGAUCAAAAAAACGUAUUAUGAAAAGAGAAAGGAUUCUAUUCUUUACUUUUUCUUUUUGUUGAUUCCGUUUCUGUUAGUAUCACUUCAUUUGUUCCUUAGGAAUACCAGUGACAAGUACUCCCUCGAGAUUUACAACAACUUUUCCGAACAUGAUAAAAUAGAUUUGAACGACAGCAUAAGGCAGUAUGUCUUAUUUUUGAGCAACCAGCUGUGCUCCAGAGAAAUCGGCGAUAACGUGUACGUGAACCACAUCUGCCUGACGCCGGACGACCAUCUCUCCAGGGCCUUCCUCAGCUACGCCACACAAAACGACCUGAACGUCUUUCGGGUGUACAGAAGUGAGGAGGAGUGUCUACAGAAUUUAAAGUAUGCCAUUCAACUUAAAGAAAGCGAUUUUGCCAACACGAGCCGGAAACAUAAUGGAGAAAACCUAGGCGAGAAUUUAUCCCCCUUAGUGCACUCUUUUAAGAAUAAUUUGAAACGGGGCAACUCCAUAACCCUGGAGGAGCUAUACAGAGAUGUUCAUCCACAGAACGAAUAUGACACGCUGCUAAAGUUACGAAUAGAUGAAGGGACCCUGAGGGAGGUAAAGAAAACAGAGCUGUACAAAUCCUUCAUUAGGGAUAUUAAAAAAUUGAAAGACGAAAGCAGCCACAAUGCCUUCUUCAAGGACGACCGGAAAAAAUUGUUUUUUUUUAAUUUCGUGAAGAAUAACUUGAUCGAGACAAACAAAGCAUGUGGUAUGCUUGGUAUUGAAAAUGUAAGUCACCUGGGACAACAGAACCGGUUGCGCUUCUCCUAUGUAUUUGGGAAGAAGCCCAGUGGGCGCCCGGCCGGCGCUGCCAAGGGAGGAGAAAACGAAGCGAGCUGUACGGAUGAUACGAACCUAGUUAAGAAGGCUAUUUACAAUAAUGAUACUAGUAUAGAAAAAUUAAUUAACCAUAACGAUAUGGCCAUGACAAUUGGUGAAACGAACCAUGAGGCAAUCCUUCAAAGUGAGAAAGACGUCAUUACAAAUGUGAGUUACAAAAUUCGAGUGGGAGAUUAUGCGCUGUUGACGUCCAGCGAAAAUUAUUUCUUUAAUGAUAUAAACAUAAACCUGAAGCAGAAUUUUGUUAAUUUUAACACGGUCGAUGAUCUGUCCUUAAAUGUGUAUUUUAAUGAGUGGUACUACAGCAGCUUCUUCAUUGUGUUGGAGUACCACUUUAACUUGUUCAUGCUCAAGUAUAAUGCGCAGAUGGCCGGACACACCUCGUCACGCCACACGGCAACUGGCACUGGCACGGCAACUGUCACCGGCACGGCAAGACACACCGACGCAGACACUACCCCAUCUGGCACCUGGCUCCACCUGAACGACUUCUUCCUCCUCAACAUGCCCAUGAGGAGUAUGAAAAUAAAUGCCUUCGACACGAUUGAAAAAAAUAUAUUUCGCAUGGUCAUGUUUCUGUGUGUCUGUCUCUUCAUAGUAAAUAUAUGUUUUGACAUUAACAAAGAGAGGAAGAUCAAAAUGGAGAAUUUUUUAUUUUGCUUGAAGAUAAAUAAAUACUAUUAUUACUUUUCGUGGCUCCUGUUUUACUUCAUCGUGUUGUUUUUUUAUAACACUUUUUUCAGCUACGUUAUAUAUGUAUACGUCUACAAAAGGAUGGUCAAUUUUUUCUUUUUAUUUUUGUACAUGUACAUGUUCAUAGUAAAUAGCUUACUCUUUACAGUUAUGUGCAUGCACUUCUCGGAGAAUAAUGCAAUAAAUUACAUUGCUUCUUUUUUAAUUUUUUUUUUAUUUUCUUCUUUUCGUUUGAUUAUUCAUUCUGGAGUUGGACCAGUGUUGUCCUUCUUUGUGUUGUUAAUUCCUCAUGCAUCCUUUUGUUUGGCGUUAGAUUUCAUUUUUAUUUUAGUUAAGAAUGGCAUUCAUAUUAAUUACGCCGAGAUGUUUAUUAAAUUUGAGAAUAUUAGUUUAAUGCACCUUUUGUUCUACUCUGUGUUUUCCUUCAUCCUUUUGACCUGCAUUUUGACCUACAUGAUACACUACCGCAACCGCCGCCAGGGGAAGCUCUACCUGAAGAGGGGAAGUUCCCACCAAAUGCAGACAAGGGGACGAACCGGAUCCGGUAAAGGAGACUGCUACAUGGUGGAGCUGACCGGCGGCGCUCCCGAGCACAGCCAGCAACAGCAGCAACAUCACACGAGCCAGAGGAAGAAGAAUCAGGUGGCGCUCCGCGCGGCGAGGGCAACCCAAUUGGGACGCCACCGCCCUACGACCAAAAAGGACCACUCCCCCGAUUGCUACCUAGUCAUAAAAAAUGUGAACAAGACAUACGGCCGAAAACAUGUCCUCAAAAACGUUUCGCUAACCCUUCGCAGCAACAGAAUAUUCGUCCUGCUUGGGGAAAACGGCUCAGGCAAAUCUACCCUCAUUAACAUUAUAACGGAAAUGAUCACAAAAGACUCGGGGGAAAUACAUUUCGUCAAGAGGGGUCCAAAUACCCUUGGCAUUAGCGGACACCGACGCCAAAAAGGCCUCUCCCCAUUGCAGAGGCUCAUGGGAAGAACAAAACCACAAAGCAAUCAUGAAAUAGAAAUCAGCUACUGUAGCCAAAAUGUAAUCCUAUACGAUAACCUCACCUUUUACGAAACGAUAGUUAUAUUCCUCCUCUACUACAACAAAGAUGUGGACAAAUUUUUGAACAAAAAAAGAACUCGAAAAAUUAUGAAUGAUUUAGAUCUUGAAAAAUAUCUCAAUCACAAAAUUAAAAACUUGAUUGAUGAUGUGAAGAAAAAAAUUUCCAUCUUCAUUUGUUUUCUUGUGAAGAGGGAUGUGUACAUUUUGGACGAGCCAUUUAUUGCAUUGGACAUUAAGACCAAGACCAAGCUUUUUAAAUUUUUUGAAAAAAUUAAAAAAAAUAAUAUCAUUUUUAUUUGUACCCAUGAUAUAUAUGAAGCCAAUAAUUUUGCCAACGACAUUGCAGUUAUUAAGAGUGGGGAAAUUAUUUUCAACGGAACUAAAAGACAGUUUCAGAAGCUUAUCGAUUAUAAGUUCGUUUUGAAUGUUCGUUUUAGUGACGUGGGGGGGGCGUACAGCCAAAAUGGAGACAACCAUAUGGGCGUCAUCCAAAAUGUUAGUGACAAUGUGGACAGCAGCCAGAGUGUAAACAACCUGUUCGAAUUCCUAACAGAUCCCAAUGCAGCAAAUAAUAACCCAGAGACCAUCAAGCAAAACAUUAUCCACUUUGUAAAAAGCGUUAGAGAAGAAAAUAAAACAUGUUUCAUCUUUUUCAACUCGAGUCACAUGUACUGUACAUACAAAAUAGAAGAGACGGAAUCGUUAAAGAAGCUACUCUAUGUAUUAAAACGGUUCAGAAAUAUCCUUACCUACGAACUAAAGACAAUUGACAUCUACUACACCUACAUUUAUAUUUACACAUAUCACGAGAAAAAACGUCUUUUGAAAAAUGUUCAACAUAAAGAUCUUCGAAACUUGAUCAAAAUGGAUCCCCUCUUUUAUCUUUUUUUUGACAACGUCAGAUAUUUUAAUGAGCUGAAUAGUAAGCUAGCCAUUUUGGAUCGUCCUCCUCCUCCUGCUGCUGCUCCUGCUUCCCCUCAUUGGAGCUACCUCAGGGAUAUCCUUAUUAAGGGGACAGAUGGCAACGGUGACAACUGCGGAAAGGGAACACAACAGAUGGAGAAAAUGUAUAACUACACAAAUGGAAUGACGAAACCAACCUACGAAGCGCAGAAUAAAAAACCACACAUGAUUAAGCGUGUGGCCAAUUUCCUAUGCACGUACGUUAAACCAACCCUCUUUCUAAAAAUAAAAAAAGACCUCUGCAAUACCAGCUUUUAUUGGGUCAAAUUUUUGGUCCCAAUUUUCCUCCUUUCCUUUGGCUUGCUCAUAAUAAAAUGCGUUUCCCUCUUUGGCAAAAUUGAAAACAUAGAGUUGGACUACACUACCAUUUCGUCUAAUCAUUUGAAGAAAAGUACACUCAACUAUUACAUCAUUUACACCUCCGACAUGGACCCUGAUGCGGGACGACAAAGCAGCGCAGAUAGUCAAUCCUUCUCCCCACAGGGGCAGGUCACUUCCAAGUGGGAAAAUAAAUGGCAUGGAGGAAAAUGGAAAAACAAAAAAGGGAAUCAAAUAAACCAUAUAAAAAAUACCUCCCCAUUGCAAAAUGGAAGCAGAAGCGACAAUGAAAGCGAUGUGACAACAAACUCUUUUAAUUACUACAACAGCACUAUUAACUCCCUUCUCGAGAAGUACUGUAUAAACGAGAAUAUUAAUUACAUAGACGAGCAGAUAAAUGAAGAAAAUAUGUAUGAACAUGUUCAUAAAUAUCUGAGUAAAAGGUCAACUCAGCAGAAAGAUAUUUCUCUGGGUACCUACAUAUUUCAGAUUAACGAAAAGAGGACCAACAAUGGAGACGAGGAUUACAACACUGAUGUGGAAGUCAACGUAAACCUAUUUUGCAACUACACCUCUAUACACUCAUAUGCAUACUACACCAAUUCGGCCUUCAACGUAUUGACAGAAUUCCAGAGUGCAAUGCAGCGCUCGGGUGGGGAGAGGCUCAACGGGGUUGGAAGCUCUUCCAAAUGGGAAGACAUAGGGAAAGCCCCUCCAACAACACCAGUUUCUCCACCACGAAGAAACAAAAUCGACGUGAUCAACGAGCCCUUCCCAAUCAAGUUCCACGAAUAUUUCCUUCGAGACUUCUACAUCAACAUGUACGUCUUCCUUUCCAUUGUCAUUUUCUUCUGCGUCUUCUUCGAGAAAUUGCGUAACGAAAUAGACAAUAGGAAAAUAUUUGAAAAUUUCAACGUACACAAAUAUGUGCAUUAUCUGCAAAUCCUCCUUCUCGAGUACAUGUACUACCUCAUUUACAUCAUCCUCCUCUUUUCGGUUCUGUACCUGUUUCAGUAUCGUGAGUUUGUUCUUCCAUCCUUUUUCGUGUUCUUAAUGAUGUACGGGUUCAACACGUUCCUGUCCAUCUCCCUCUUCUCGCAUCUUUACCAGCACAGUUAUAUCCUCUUUGUCUUUGUGAAUUUUAUCCUCUGUGGAAUUAUUAGUAUUGUGAUAUAUGUCUUGGUUAUCCUCUCGUAUGCCUACAACAACGAAGUGUUGAUGAAUCUUUCACACAUCUUCGUUUGCAUUUUUCGUAUACUUGAUUCGUUUUCUCUUUCCCAUGUGCUCAAUAUUAGAAGUUUGUGCUUGAAUAUGAAACGUCACAUGCAGCAGAUUGAUGAUGAGCUAAUUAGGGACACGACGGGGAGCUACUUUGGCCAGAACAUACAUCGAGCACAGUCAUACGGAAACUACAGAAAUAUGUUAUUCUCUCGUGGGGGGGGAGAGGACACAUUGGGUGGAAUGGAAGAAACAGAUGCGCUCAAAGGAUUUUGCAGUGACUCCAACUCGUUCUUUAACACCACGGGGGAUUUCUUCUUCCUUAUCGUUAACUGCGCCCUGUACCUCCUGCUUAUCUUUUAUAAGUUGUACAACCUAAACCAGAACGCGCGCAGAGGGGAGGAGAGCAGCGAGGCGAAGAGUGAAGCGGCAGGAGAAUCUAUCAAUCAAUGGGCAGAUCAGGACCCAAUUGAGAAGCCAAGCGAUGUGCAGAGCAGCAUCGAUGAUGAAUCAAGCGACAGUGCGGGAAAUCCCGGCUCCACACAAAAAUACGCAUUCGCAGUGAGACACUUCUACCUUACCAACAGCGAGUACAAGAGGGAAGAACGUACAGAAAAAAAUGGCCUCUUCAAACUUUUCACAUUUGCAAGCAGGAUAUUUAAAUUGCCCCAAAGAACCGUCGCCACAGACACGUACAGGAAAUUCAACGAGGAAAUAUCUGAAACGAACACAAAAGCGAUUUUUGCAAUUCCAGAUGGGAAAGGCAAAGAAGCAUCAACGGGGGAGGGAUCAUCCGAUGAGGGAAUUCAUAGCAGGGGAAGCAGCUCAGAGGGACAACCCCCCCCCCAUGAACACCCGAGCGGAGGCCUUCACGUAGACCAAAAGUACAUCCUAAAAGAUAUCAACGUCAAAAUGAAGCCCUACAAGAUAUACACAUUUUCCUCCAUAUUUAACAACGACCUGAAUGUGCUUUACUUUUUCAAGUUCUUCUUCGCCAACGGGCAAGCGUGGAGGAGGGAACGUAUCGGUGGGCACGCUACUGACCAUCACGCUGCUGGUGAACGCCCCAAGGACGACCGCACAGAUGACAAGCGAAAAGCCUUCGCGCAGACGACCGAGACAGAAGACGAAAGUGAUUACAAAAUUGUCCUCAUCCCACAUAUGACCAUAUAUGAACACAUAAAAUUAAUUUUAACGUACAAGAAUAUAGUUCUUAGCAACGCGGAGCUUAUGUAUGUUAUAAACUUAUUAAUGCUCACUGUUAAUCUGAGAUGCGACGUACAUAUAAAUUGCAACGAGCUCAGUGGAGGUAUGCGGAAAAAGGUGGAGUUAAUUAUUAACCUGCUUCGCAACGAUCCAAUUAUUUUCCUCUACAAGCUAAAUGACAAUAUAGACUUUUGCUCACAAAUUUAUAUAAAUAUAAUUUUGAAGAAUGUACUGUUGAUGAACAAACAGACAGAUCGCUGUGAGGAAGACGACAACAACAAGAUGGAAUAUCUACUCCGGGAACAAAUGUCUCAGUGGGUAACUCAUUAUGCUGAAAGGACAAAGAGCUUAUUGAACCACCAAGUUGGAUUAGCCUUCACGAGAAACAAAGAACAGACAGAGGAGUGUCCUAUAUCGUCAAACAUACAAAGUGUUAACGAAGGAAUAAUUAAUGCAUUCAUAAAGGAUAAUAUAUUGAGGAUAAAUUUUGCUCCGAGAAGCUUUGCAAUUUAUACUCAUAUAUAUACAGACAUUUUUUAUUAUGAUUACCUCUACCUGUUUAAUCAAAACGAAAUUACUUAUGAAAAUUACACACAGAAUAUGGUUAGGGGCUUCCAGGAUCAUUACUCCUUCCUGGUGAAGCUCAAGGGUAUUGACCAUGCCAAGAUAAAUGAAUACAUAAAGGUUUUUUUCUGUACGAACAAGCGCGCGUGCGUUAGGUUUUGUAAAGUGAUGAAGGCGCUCGCUGAGCGCAACAGCAACCGUAACAGAAACGGUAGCAAAAGUCGUAACAGCAGCCGUAACAGUAGCCGUAGCAAUGACCGCAGUAACAAACGUAGCCACAACCGUAGCAGCGACACGGAUGAUGCGCGUGCCCACGCCGCCAUCUCCUUCGUCGAGAACAACUCCAAAAAAAAUGCACUCAACUUGUAUAACCUGUUUCGCAUUUUCAAAACAUUUGCUAUUUAUGAGCUGGCCUACCAAAACAUUCAACAGUUCGUGCAGAGGUGUAAGUCUGUUAAGAGGAUCUACUCCGAGAUGACUCUUUCCAACCAGUGCCUUUUCAUUUUGAAGAUCCCCGACAACAAGCACUUCUUCAAGUUGCUGGAAAUAAACCAACGGAUCAAAUUCGACGACAAAGAGAUACAAGUGCAACAGGUGGAUAUCAACAACUUGAAUGCGAACGAUAUUUUCCUCCUCCUGUUUAAGAAGCUCCUAUGA
Messenger RNA from Plasmodium fragile, 7572 nucleotides. RefSeq lists its product as uncharacterized. Lineage: Eukaryota; Apicomplexa; Aconoidasida; Haemosporida; Plasmodiidae. Bases 1 to 7572 code for a protein of 2523 amino acids. Gene Ontology annotation, biological process: lipid transport; transmembrane transport. The record is from RefSeq and is a predicted model, not a curated record. The transcript is spliced from 5 exons. Gene Ontology annotation, cellular component: intracellular membrane-bounded organelle; membrane. Gene Ontology annotation, molecular function: ATP hydrolysis activity; ATP binding; ABC-type transporter activity.